Brassica napus (rape) is the source of this 2058-nucleotide messenger RNA. RefSeq lists its product as uncharacterized. The record is from RefSeq and is a predicted model, not a curated record. Lineage: Eukaryota; Viridiplantae; Streptophyta; Magnoliopsida; Brassicales; Brassicaceae. Bases 42 to 1082 code for a protein of 346 amino acids. The transcript is spliced from 4 exons.
UAACUAAUCAUGUAUAUAUUACACAGGUUCGUGUGAGACACAUGGUUGAAAAGCCAAUAGAGGAUAGAUAUCCGCAGUGGGAAGAUAAUAAAUUACAUACUGAGCUGGAUAACUUGAUUCAGGACAUCCUCAAAGGUCAGCUUGAUGAAAAGUAUUGGGAAGUAAUGCCUGCUACGAAAUCGACAAAGAGAAAAAGUCACGUGAACCCACCUUGUGUUCUAGAUACCAUGGAUGUGGGUCCUUCUACUAAGCGAAAGAAGGACACAGAACAUGUCAAUGGUUGCCACACAUCAGAAACGGUUGUAGCUCACAACAUCGCCAUACUUGGGUUGGUUGAGUCGGUGAAGAACCUGACUGCAAAAAUCGAUGGAAUAGAUGUUUUUGUAGCUGACAAGGUUAGCGAGAAACUGGACGCAACCAUACAAGCUAAAGUGGAUGCUAAGGUGGGUUUAUAUAAGGAUGAGGUAAUGAUGAAGAUUGCCAUGUUGGUGGAAGACGUAAAGAAUCUUAAAGAGAAGGCUGGUGUCAACAUUCCUAUCGAUGUAGCUAACUCCAAUGAUCACAACUCCAUUGUGCCAGAAGAGGAUGAUGCUUCUAGCAAUGAGUUGUCAUGGAUGCUUCAGAAGAAGAUAAAUUCACAAGAUGGUUUACCAAUCGAAUGUGUUGUUAAAAAGGAGAAAAAGAAGACGAUGGUGAAGCAGGAGCGUAAGACCACUGAUGUGAAAAAUAAAGGGAAGAAAGCUGAAGUGCCAGUGAAGAAAGUGAAGAAGGAGAAAGCAUUUGUCAUCCCAAAACUAAAUGACAAAUCUAUUUCUUCAGGAGAUUGGAAGAAUCAUUUGGAGUGGGAAAAGAGUGAUAAGUGUAGACAAGUGAUGCAAGAACUUGCUUCAACUUUGGAGAAGGUAAAGCUCAAACGAAAACCCCACUUGACAAAGACUCAAGUAUGGCCGUUUGUAGGGAACUCAACUGUCAAGCGUAUAAUCACUGGCGUCACUCCAUCUACGGUGUCGUACGACCCAUUUGCUAAAGUUGAGUCACAGAAAUUGGUGAAAGUUAUGGACUUUAUUAAGCGAGAUUUGUAAGUGUCUUCUCUUGCCUCUAAUAUUCUCUUCCAUCCUAUUUCUUCUUAUAUAUAUGGUGCUUGAAUGCUCUGUUUUAGGGAACAAGAGGAAUCUGGAUAUGGUGAGUUUUGCGCUCAGUUUUACUUAAAGAUAAUGGUGCCAAGAGAUGAGUGGCCAACAGAUAAGUACGGCUGGCUGUCUGACUCGCACAUUGCCGCAGCGAUGCUCAUGUUUCACAGACGUUCCAUGCAAUCCAUAUCUCCAUAUUCUUCAUCUCGAGUUGCAUUUCUAGAUCGGUGGUUCGUGAAGUCAUGGGUUAAUGACUUCGAAAAACAGGACAAGAAGAAGAUUGAGGUGUCAGAUAUGUACAUCAAGGCUUUCAAUGGAGAAUAUCCGGAACAGUUUGUGACCGGAAAGAAAUGGUAUGAAGAUGUCGACACCUUGUUCCUCUGCCACCAUGUUAACGGAGACCAUUGGGUUGCUCUACGCAUUGAUUUACGGAAGUCGACAAUCCAUGUAUAUGAUAGUAUUCCGAGUGUGGUGAAGGAACAUAAGGAUCUGACGGAGGAGUGCAGACCGUUCAUGAAAAUGAUUCCACUGGUGCUUAACAAGAUGCUGCCUCCAAAUUCGGGAAGGAAGAAGACUGAGCAGCAGUUCGCCUUACGUAGGCACAAGGAUGCCCCCCGGAACGAUGACCCAGGAGAUUGUGGUGUGUACUCUUUGAAGUACAUUGAAUGUCUUGCUAUUGGAUGUACUUUUCAGGGCUUGAGUGAUACGAUCAUACCGGAACAAAGAAUGAAGUUGGCAGCAGAGAUCUAUGAAGAGGUGGCCGAGGUUGAUGCAGAAGCAUGAUUUACUGGUUGCUUUGACCAAUUAUAAUGUUGUAGGACGUGUAUCAUGGUUUUUUAUUUUAGUACUUGGAGUAGUAGAUUUAACUUGGAUGGUUUUAUUUAAAUACUCUUUAGUAGUAUGAUUUGGUGGUUGCUUAGAUCAAUUA